This is a messenger RNA of Austrofundulus limnaeus, 2057 nucleotides long. Its product is annotated as receptor-interacting serine/threonine-protein kinase 4. The transcript has 13 exons. Gene Ontology annotation, molecular function: JUN kinase kinase kinase activity; ATP binding. NCBI's taxonomy places the organism in Eukaryota, Metazoa, Chordata, Actinopteri, Cyprinodontiformes, Rivulidae. Bases 172 to 1581 code for a protein of 469 amino acids. The record is from RefSeq and is a predicted model, not a curated record. Gene Ontology annotation, biological process: innate immune response; regulation of apoptotic process; protein phosphorylation.
AGAAGGUGCAGUCUGAACGGAGCAGAGAGGGAUGGAAAAGGCAGCGAGGAGCGGAGGGAGGAUGUGGCGCUGCGAGCAGCCACUGGUGAACGAGGUCCACACCAAACUGAGCGUAAAUGAAGUUCUAACAGAUUUUGACGUCUCAAACUGCAUGCCCGAGUUCACCAGAAGAUGGCAGAGGCGAGCAGUGAGGUGAUUCAUGACACAGAUUUGGAGGAAUGGAAGGAGAUUGGUUGUGGUGGAUUUGGAAGAAUCUAUAGGGUCUGGCACAAGACAUGGGGUCUUGAUGUGGCUAUUAAACUACCUCAUCAGGAAUCAAGUCUAACGGAGGAUGAACCACUGCUCAAGGAGGCUAAUCACAUGAAAAGUUUGGUCUUUGAUUUUGUGCUCAGAAUUUAUGGAAUGUAUGAUGGAACUCCGUUUAAAGGAAUGUCCAGGAGGAGAGGUAUAGUCAUGGAGCACAUGAAAAGAGGAUCCAUUGAGACCCUGCAGGAAAACUUAGCCGGCCCUCCUCCACCGCCUCUGGCCUUCCGUCUGGCCCAUCAAGUGGCUCAAGGAAUAAACUUCCUCCAUCUGAAGAAAAUUCUGCACUGUGACCUAAAGCCAAGCAAUGUGCUGCUGACAGAUGAACUCCACGCCAAGCUGGCAGACUUUGGUCUGUCCAGGAUCACCACCAGUGUUUCGAACAUCGGUGAUCAAACAAGGGAUGUUGGAGGUACAUUUAAAUACAUGCCACCAGAGGCGUUGGGAGAUUUAUCAUAUAUACCCUGUCGUUCUUUUGACAUAUACAGUUAUGGUAUCCUACUUUGGUCUAUCUUUACUGGUCAAGAACCAUACCAAGGAAAAGGGAAAGACCUAGUUGCAGUGAGGAUUCCAAAGGGUGACAGACCGGAUGUCAAACGUUACCAUAAAAAUGUAGAAAGGAUGGAAGAGCUGGUUAAACUCAUGAAACAGUGUUGGGAUGGGGAUCCUGUGAAGAGACCUAAGUCUGAAGAAAUCAUGGCACGCACAAAGGAUGUGUUCUCAAAGCACCAGAGUAAUGUUAAUGUUGCCGUCUAUGAAGUCUUAUUAAAGCUGGAUUCACCUGCUGGUGUUCAUUUACCUCAAACAAGUGGUGCAGACAGCGUUACCAAACCAGAAAAUGCAUGCGCAAAGGAUGUUGUGGCUGUGGAUCAUUACAAAUUUAGCAUACAGGAUCUCAGGGUGAGAGAUAAGGAACAUUCAGCACAAGAUCCAUCACAGGCAAAACACAGAGACACUCAAGUCCAACAACCAGAUAAAGUCACCCCUAAGAUGACUGAGAAUGUUUGCACAAAAAAAGAAAAAGCAACAUUUAUCGACGACAUGAGACCAGAAUUAAUACAGCGAACCUCCCAAGUAAUGGCCGUAGUUGAAGAGCUCAGAAAGCGAGUCCACUCAGAGGCCUACUCAAUGAUCAGAGCGGAAAAAACCUCACAGGACAAAAUGAGAGAACUGUAUGGGACGACGCUACGUUCAGGAGAAUCAGCCAAAGCUGCCUUCUAUGAUGCCCUUAAAAAACACGAGCCAGAUCUGAUGAAGGAGCUGGGUGCCUUAUUCUAACGCAGCUGAGGCCCUCCUGCAUGUAAUAACUGAACAUGUCAACAACAUUUCUUAUAUUUACCUUUCCCCCCCACAUUUUUAUAUGAAAGGAAAUUUAUUUUUUAUUUGUUUGAAUUGUAUAUAUUUAAAGGUGCAGUAUUUGUUUAAAAAAGGUAACUUUUCUCAGCUGCUGAAACUGACUUUAGUGGCACAGAAAGUUGGUUCCUGAAGAGCACAUUCCUGGAAACAGCUAAGAAAUUGUGAAGGACCAUCAAACCUCCAGGACCCUGGUGGAAAACUCAAGCUUAAAGUGAAAAGUGUAUCGGCUCUUGUGGAAAAAUGUGACGGUUGUAGGAAGCAGUAUUCGGUAUUCAUACGGUGCUAUGUGAAUAUUUUGCAGCUUGUUUUAUUGUACUUUUAUAGAAACUAUUUUUCAAAGACAAACUUAAUCCAAAUUUUUUUAUAUUGAAAUAUUAAAAGUCUGCCUUCACGUGCAC